Chironomus riparius is the source of this 774-nucleotide messenger RNA. The record is from the annotation of a GenBank genome assembly. NCBI's taxonomy places the organism in Eukaryota, Metazoa, Arthropoda, Insecta, Diptera, Chironomidae.
AUGGAAAAGUGGAGUGGAAAGACUGCAAUCGUAACAGGUGCAUCAGCUGGAAUUGGUGAUGCUAUUGUCCGAGAUUUUGUAAAACAUGGAAUUAAUGUCGUGGCUAUGGCACGUCGUAUGGACAGAUUAGAAUCAUUGAGAGAUCAACUUAAAGAUGAAGCUGGCAAGGUCAUUCCAAUUAAAUGUGAUGUAGCUGACAAAGCUUCAAUUGAUGCGGCAUUUGAGAAAAUAGAAAAAGAAGUUGGGACAAUUCAGAUAUUAGUCAAUAAUGCUGGAAUUUGUUUAAUGGCAGAUAUUUUUGGAGAAGAUGAUGACAAAACUGAUGAAAUCUUUACAAGCACAAUCAAUAUAAAUUUUCUGGGACUAGUCAGAGUUGCUAGAAAAAGUUUUAAGUUGAUAAAAAAAUCAGAAGAUUAUGGAAUCAUCAUAAAUAUCGGAAGUGUUUUUGGUCAUAUUUCAUCAUCAGAUUAUGCAUUGAAUGUUUAUCCAGGGACUAAACAUGCCGUCCGAGCUGUCACUGAGUCUAUGCGACAAGAACUUAACAAACUUAAAAAUUCAAAGAUUCGCGUCUGUGAAUUGUGUCCAGGUGCAGUUAUCACAGAAAUUGGACGUGAUUCAUUUAAUACACCUGAAAUGAAGGCAUUGAUUGAAAGCGGGACGAUUCCAAUACUGAAGAGUUGUCACAUUUCACAGACGGUUAUGUUCAUUCUAAUCACACCAUAUGAAGUUAAUAUAACUGAAAUGAUUGUUAAGCCGGUUGGGGAGAAAUAUUGA